AUGAUCGCCAGUGGUAAUGCCCUACCACCGCCAGCAUACGGAGGAGUGUGUGACAUAAAUGUGGAAGAUCACGCACCCAUCAAGCAGCGAGCUCGUCGGAUUCCAAUCCGAUAUCUCCAGAAGCUCCAUGAGCUGCUAAAAGGGUUGCUGAAAGCAAACGUUGUGUCAUUUUCAGACAGCCAGUGGGAUUCACCGAUUGUUAUAGUCCUGAAGAAGAAUGGGGAAGACAUUCGAUUAUGCAUUGACUAUAAGAUGGCCAAUGCAGUUAUAGCCAUAAUGGAGUAUGCUAUGCCGUUGGUUGACGAUUUGCUUACACACACAGACCUGGAUUCCUAUAUGUGGUUCUGCUCACUUGACGCAGCCAGCGGAUUCUGGGCCAUAAUAAUGACUCACAGAGCUCGCAAGAUAUCAGCAUUUGUUUGCCCACUGGGGCACUUCGAAUGGCUUAGAAUGCCAUUCCGGGUUAAAAAUGCACCGAUGAUAUACCAGCGCAUGAUAGAUAACGCACUGUGGGGAUUUGUGCAGCCGAAGGGUGGAUGGCGAUUUUUCGCAGAAAAGAUGAAAACUGCGGAAGAUAUUGUGAAAAGUAAACAAGUGCAUAGUGCCGAACACUCCAUCAAUUCAUGGGGUGAAUCACCGAUAGUCAAUACCAAGUUCGCGGCAGCUCGAAGUGACGUAGAGAAUCAUGAUCCCGUGUUGAAGUUAGUGAACGAGCCGACAAUCGUCAUUUGUGCCGGUCUUUGA
This is a messenger RNA of Phytophthora megakarya, 744 nucleotides long. The record is from the annotation of a GenBank genome assembly. Lineage: Eukaryota; Oomycota; Peronosporomycetes; Peronosporales; Peronosporaceae.